Messenger RNA from Pimephales promelas (fathead minnow), 3642 nucleotides. RefSeq names its product dynein axonemal assembly factor 2 (gene dnaaf2). The record is from RefSeq and is a predicted model, not a curated record. Lineage: Eukaryota; Metazoa; Chordata; Actinopteri; Cypriniformes; Leuciscidae. Gene Ontology annotation, biological process: epithelial cilium movement involved in extracellular fluid movement; cilium-dependent cell motility; axonemal dynein complex assembly. Gene Ontology annotation, cellular component: cytoplasm.
GAAAACAGUUACAAACUGAAACAGGAAGUGUUUCUGGACCCGUGUUGUUUACAUCUUGUGAAAUGGUCUAUAUAUAGAUUAACUUAAAUUACUAACUUUUUUACAGCAAAAAUAAACCAUCACUACUUAAGCUGGACAGUGACGCUAUUUUCUUUUAUAAACAAACUUUGUUUUAUUAUUUCCCUGUUAUCACUGUAAAGCUGCUCUGAAACACUCUGUAAAAAUAAAGGUGACUUGAAUUAAUAACAGUAAUUUAUGCAUAAUGACAUGGAACUAACCCUCAACCGAAUCCUAACCCUACCCUGAUCUUAUAGUAAGUAGCCUACAUGUAGUUGCUUAAUAUUACUCAGUACUUAAAUAUAUAAUUACACUGUAAAAAUUACACCUUAAAAUAAAGUGCAACCAGCACUUACAUACAUAAGAAUAGCUCUAUUCCCACAAUUAAUAUACUGUGUAAUUAAUAUUGUUUGUGUUUGGAGUGAUUUGCUUUAUAAUAAGUUACUGGUCGUCAUUGUUUUCUAAAUAAAUAUUGUUAAAAUGUCUACAUUCAGGAUUGUUAAACUAUAUUUAUUUUCCCGUUUUGUAUUUUCUUUCUGGGAACCGUUUAUUAAACAUCGACUCACUUUCCACUGGUCUGGUUAGUAAUGUGUCCAUUGAAAGAGAAAACCAUUCAAAAUAGUGCACACAGUUAAAUUGGUACAAUUACUACAAAUAAGAAGAAAAAUAUUGAAAUGAAGAGACCGGCGCGCUCACGCAAAGCGGACGCGCGCCCUGAUAUGUUGCAGGUUUCCAUGGUUACCGAGUCCUCCAUUCAUCACUACUGAGUUUUUCCGGUUGCUGUAGUUUGGAAAGACCCACAAGAGAUUAACGUUAACACAGCUUGUUGUCAGUUACUUGAAGUUAACAAUCUAUAAUGGAUAUGGGCAGCAAACUCGAAGAACUGAAUUUGACACGCGAUGAAAUGAAUAGAUUCGGUAAAGCGCUAAAAGACGAGAAGUUCCGCGAGUUACUGCUGGAAUACGCGGCUGAGAUCUCGGACCCGGAGAACCGGAGGAGAUAUGAGGAGGAGAUCACUCAGAUGGAGGAGGAAAGGGGCAAUAGCGUGCAGUUUAUUCACCCCGAGGCGAAUCACGUGCUCAAAACACGCAGCGCGCGCGGGAAAUGCUUCAUCAACAUCUGCUCUAAUCCGCGCAUCGGUAAACCGUCGUGUGAAGCAGCUCGAGACCGAGACGGGGAACCGGGUCAGAACUGGCGCUUGCCGUUCAGUCUGACACCGGGCCGAGCCGACCGGGACGCCGCGGGGAACGGCUGUGAGGUUUACGACAUUGUUUUCCAUCCAGACGCGCUUCACAUGGCGGCAAAAAACGCGAGAUUCAUGAAACUCAUCCACAGUACCGCCAUCGGAGGCAUCGAAGACUCUUUCCACAUCAAGAUGGACAGAGAGCAAGUAAAGCAGCUGAAGAUGAAGUAUAAAGGUGUUGCACAUCCAGCUGUGAUCCGCAGGCCGAUCCCCGGACACCACCAGACGAACCGAAGCUCCGGUGAGGACGUGCUGUCGUUUCCAUAUCCAGAUGAGAAUCAAACAGCACCAGAAAAAGAACCCGAAGCGAGCCAAAGUCCUUGUAAUCCUGAUGACAUCAGAUCCAAACAGCCCAUCAAACCACAUUACACCGUAAAAUACCGUUCAGUCGUGGAUUUGCAGGAUUACAGGUGCUCCCGAGACUCGGGGCCCGGGGCCCGACCCAGAGAGAUCGUGGUCAUCAUCGAUGUGCCGCUGCUGGGAUCAGCACUGGAGGCUGAGGUGUGUGUGACGGAGCGACGCCUCAUCCUGGAGGCUCCAGAACCAGCGUACCGACUGGACCUUCCGCUCGCCUAUCCGGUGGAUGAAGAGAAAGGAGACGCAAAAUUCAACAAAACUAAGAAACAGUUGACAAUCACUCUUCCCGUCCGGCCAGCGAAAACCCUGGAGUUACGGGUGAGCUGCGAUGAGGCGAAGAGUGACGUCAACGAGGAAGCAGAUCAGAACACAAAAGAGGACGGUCUUCAUCCGGAUCACACAGAAGGUCUCGCUCCGGAUCACAUAGGAGGAGGUCUUGAUCCGGAUCACACAGAAGGUCUCGCUCCGGACCACAUAGGAGGAUGUCUUGAUUUGGAUCACAUAGGAGCAGGUCUUGAUCCGGAUCACACAGAAGUUCUUGCUUCGGAUCACAUAGGGGGAGGUCUUGAUCCCGAUCACACUGAAGGUCAUUAUUCGGAUCACAUAGAAGGAGGUCUUGAUCCGGAUCACAAAGGAGGAGGUCUUGAUCCGGAUCACACAGGUCUUGCUUCGGAUCAUAUAGGAGGAGGUCUUCAUCCGGAUCACACUGAAGGUCUUGAUCCGGAUCACACAGAAGUUCUUGAUUCAGAUCACAUAGGAGGAGGUCUUGAUCCCGAUCACACUGAAGGUCUUGAUCCGGAUCACACAGAAGUUCUUGAUUCAGAUCACAUAGGAGGAGGUCUUGAUCCGGAUCACACAGAAGGUCUCGCUCCGGACCACAUAGAAGGAGGUCUUGAUCCGGAUCACACAGGUCUUGCUUCGGAUCAUGUAGUAGGAGGUCUUGAUCUGGAUCACACUGAAGGUCUUGCUCCGGAUCACACAGGAGGAGGUCUUGAUCCGGAUCACACAGGUCUUGCUUCGGAUCAUAUAGGAGGAGGUCUUGAUCCGGAUCACACUGGAGGUCUUGAUCCGUAUCACACAGGAGGAGGUCUUGAUCCGGAUCACACAGGAGGAGGUCUUGCUCCGGAUCACACAGGAGGAGGUCUUGAUCCGGAUCACACAGGAGGAGGUCUUGAUCCGGAUCACACAGGUCUUUCUUCGGAUCAUAUAGGAGGAGGUCUUGAUCCGGAUCACACUGGAGGUCUUGAUCCGGAUCACACAGGAGGAGGUCUUGAUCCGGAUCACAUUGAAGGUCUUGCUCUGGAUCACACAGAAUCAGAGCGGAGUCAGCCGUCAUGUGAUACGGAAUUUGAGCCUCAAUUCACCGAUUUAACGAGAGAUCGACAGACACACGUGAUGAGCAACCAUUUAAUCAUCAACCCAACAGAGAACCGGACAGAACCGGAUCGUUCUGUAGAAGAUGAAACCAACACUAAUCGAGCAGUCGAAUCUUUAUCUGAGACAGGGUUCGUCAGGGAAUCUCACCGUCUCCACAGUAGAGAUGAAGAGGCAGAAAACACGUCACUUCAGACCAAUGACAACACACUGAUCCAUCAGCCAACCAGCAGCUCCGUGACGGAGCAGGAGGAUCCCAACUCAACCCGGGAAGCUGAAGGUCCAGAGUCGAAGCGUUCUUCAGGAGACUGCGGGAGCGACGGGGAUGCUGGGAUACGGUCGGAGGACCCAGUGCUGAGAGAGACCAGUCACGUGACCUCGGCCACCUUGCGUUUCCAGAACACACUGCGCUUUGAUUUGGACUAAGCAGCAAAUUUAUAUUCUUGGACAGUUAUUUAAUUAGUUCAAAUAAACUGUGAAUAAAGUUUAGUGUUUAAAUCUGGAAUAAAAGAAAAAAUAUAUUUUUGUAAAUCAACAAAUAUGCUCAAACUUUAAACAGAUUGAGCUUGAGAUUGGAAAAAGAAUAGAAAUAAAUCUUGAUAAAAAUAAAA